Messenger RNA from Lolium rigidum, 1360 nucleotides. RefSeq names its product dnaJ protein homolog 1-like. Gene Ontology annotation, cellular component: cytosol. Lineage: Eukaryota; Viridiplantae; Streptophyta; Magnoliopsida; Poales; Poaceae. Bases 207 to 1202 code for a protein of 331 amino acids. The record is from RefSeq and is a predicted model, not a curated record. The transcript has 3 exons. Gene Ontology annotation, molecular function: protein-folding chaperone binding.
CCUCUUCCUCCCCGGCCGCUCCAAAUAUCCCUACAUAGGAGCCACGCAUCUCGCUCCAUUUUCCCCAUUAUAGCAGAGCACUGAACAGGUCGCAGCCCUCCUCCUGAAUUCGCGCGCUCACUCACUCCACCCCUGUGCGCGCGUUCCUCGUACGUCGCCGUCCUCGCAGCUGCUCUCUCUUCGAUUACCAGGGGCGGCGGCCGGCAAUGGGGAACCCACCGGAGCUGUACUACAAGGUGCUCAACAUCACCAGGGACACGCCCCCGCAGGAGAUCAGGGCCGCCUACAGGUGCCUGGUCCGGCAAUGGCACCCCGACAAGCACCCGCCGGAGUCCAAGACCGAGGCCGAGGCAAUGUUCAAGGCCAUCACCCAGGCGUACGAGGCGCUCCUGGACCAGCAGGAGAACAGGGCGGUGCUCCGGGCGUGCAGCAUCGACGUGGGGAGGAGGAGCUGUUCCAGUGCCGACAAGGGAGCGCGGGCUCCCGAGAACGACAAGACCGCCGCCGGGGCGAGGACGAGCGCCGCACCGCCCCAGGUGCCGCCCCACACGCCGCCGGCGAGGGAGUCCCAGAAGGUGUACAGCUCCACGGACGUCGGGGGCGGCGGCCGGCGCGCCUUCGCCGAGUUCUCCAGCUACGUCCUGCGCAAGGCGCCGCCGCUGGAGCGCAAGGUGGAGUGCACCCUCGAGGAGCUCUGCGCCGGGUGCAGGAAGGAGGUCAGGUACACCCGCGACGUCGUCACCAAGAACGGGCUGAUCGCCAAGAAGGAGGUGACACAGAUCAUCAGGGUGAAGCCCGGGUGGAAGAAGGGGACGAAGGUGACGUUCGAGGGCAUGGGCAACGAGCGGCCGGGCUGCCUCCCCGGCGACGCCGUCUUCACCGUGUCGGCGAGGAAGCACAAGGCGUUCAAGCGGCAGGGCGACGACCUGGUGCUCAAGGCCGAGGUGCCGCUGGUGAGCGCGCUCACCGGGUGGAGCUUCUCGUUCCGGCUGCUCGGCGGCGAGAAGGUGAGCUGGACGUUCCGCGACGAGGUCAUCGGCCCCGGGUACGAGAAGGUCGUCAGGGGGGAGGGCAUGCCCGUCGCCGGCGGCAAGAGGGGCGCGCGCGGGGACGUGCGGGUGAAGUUCGACGUCGUCUUCCCCAAGAACCUCACCGACGAGCAGCGGAGGGGCCUCGUCGAGAUCCUCAGGGGCUGCGCCUGAAUUUUGAGAGCAGCUAGCCCUGGAGUGAAAUUUUGUUUCAAGUUGCAGCCAAGCAUGUUAAUACACGGGACAGAACUGGAGAGCGCCUAGCUCUCGUGGAAGAUCCAUGUCUUUGUACAUAGAGAUUUUGAAUAUGAGGCGCAAACGACACUUUUUUU